Molecule: messenger RNA, 648 nt
Organism: Effrenium voratum
Lineage: Eukaryota; Dinophyceae; Suessiales; Symbiodiniaceae
Source: the annotation of a GenBank genome assembly
AUGCAGCUGGCGAUCCGCAAUGGCUGGGUAACGGACAGGGACGGCAACAGGCUGAAGCCAGACAGCAAGACGGCGCAUGAGGACGUCCUGUUCGACGACGAGCCACUCGACCCGGCACAGGGCGUCGUGCUUUUGCUGAACAAACCUGUCGGAUAUACCUGUUCGACAAAGGAUCACGGGCGUUUGGUCUACGAUCUGCUGCCGGACCGGUUUCGUACCCGCAAGCCUGCACUGUCGUCUAUUGGUCGUCUCGACAAGGAGACAUCGGGACUGCUGCUUUUCACCGAUGACGGCACGUUUCUUCACAAGGUGAUUUCGCCGAAAUCGAAUGUUCCCAAAGUCUACGAACUCGCUCUGGAUCGUCCCUUGAAGGGGGAUGAAGCCGCUUUGUUCGCUUCCGGCGAAAUGAUGCUUGAAAGCGAAGACAAGCCGCUGAAGCCUGCCCAACUGGAAGUCCUGGACGACACGACCGCCCGAUUGACCCUGCACGAGGGCCGCUAUCACCAGGUUCGCCGCAUGUUUGCCGCAACCGGUAACCACGUGGCGCAACUCAGGCGCAGCCGGAUUGGCGCGCUGGGGUUGGAAGGUUUGGCGGAAGGAGAGUGGAAGGCACUUUCCGAUAACGAAAAGGCCAAAAUUUUCGCGUGA